Molecule: messenger RNA, 1543 nt
Organism: Contarinia nasturtii (swede midge)
Lineage: Eukaryota; Metazoa; Arthropoda; Insecta; Diptera; Cecidomyiidae
Product: lactosylceramide 4-alpha-galactosyltransferase-like
Exons: 4
Coding region: 171-1394 (407 amino acids)
Biological process (GO): glycosphingolipid biosynthetic process
Molecular function (GO): alpha-1,4-N-acetylgalactosaminyltransferase activity
Source: RefSeq, a predicted model, not a curated record
UGUCAAUUUUAACGAUGUGCAAUAUAAACCAAAAUCUGAGCGUAACUUGACAUUCGCAACUCGAAUCCAUUUAGUUGACAAGCAGUUAUCGAUUAAGUCUAAUGUAUUUCUUACUUAUCAAAACUGUUCUAAAUUCUUCAAAGUGAUUGAAUUAAAAUUAGUGAAAAAAAAUGGUUCGACUAGACGCAUUUGGUCGAAUUCGAUUUAUGAGUGUAAUUUUAUUGUUUAUUCUGUUGUGUGUUUUUAUCGUGCAAAAUUUGCCGCAAUCAGAAAAUGACAUUCAAUCAACGAAAUCUCUGGUCGUAGCAGAUGAAAAAUUGAUGAAACCAAUCGAAAUUGAGGAGAAUAUUGAGAAGGGGAAAAAGUCCACGAAAUUAACAGCAUCAGAAAAAUUAUUGAAACCAAUUAAAAUUGACAAGAAGAUUGAAAAAGGAAAAAAGUGCUUUCAAACGCCAAAAGAUUUUCAUGUGGAUGACAUCGAAUUUUUUGCCGAUAUUUUAAAUGCAGAAAUACAGCCAAAUCCAGAACGAUCGAUAUUUUUUCAUGAGACAUCGUGUUUCAAAAAUGAAAUGAUUAAUAUGACCGCAAGGCAAGCUUGUGCUGUUGAAUCUGCUGCAAAGUUGAAUCCAAAUCGAACAAUUUUCAUUUUAUUUGCAUCACCAACCGGUUUCACCACCAAUCAAUCAGAGAUGCCGAUCACCGAAGCUUUGAAGUCAUAUCCAAAUAUUCAUUUCCGAAAUGUCGACUUUGAAACGUAUAGUGCCGGAACACCGGUGGAAGAUUUUCAUCAUAGUGGAAAACUGUUUCGUUCAUCGUAUUUGGUGUCACACAUGUCGGACUAUUUGAGAUAUUUGAGUUUAUUUAGAUACGGCGGUCUUUACUUUGACCUGGACGUAGUGGUGCAACAGAAUCUCGAUGAAUUACCGCCCAAUUUUUCGGGCGUUCAAGAUUCAGCUGUAGUGGCUGUUGGUGCAAUGGGAUUUCAACAAAAUCCAAUCGCUCAUAUGAUACUGGAAUUAUGUCUCAAAGAUUUUGCGGUUAAUCAUCGUGGAUAUGUUUGGGGCUCAAGCGGACCUGCAGUAUUGACUCGAGUUUUGAAAAAAAUUUGUAGGGAAAAAAGCAUACAGAAAAUGACCCCAUCGAAAUGCUGGGGAUUUGAUGUGCUGCCACGAAAAAAUUUAUAUGCGAUUCACUACAGUAAUUGGAAACACUUUUUUAACAAAAAAUUGACGAAUGAGACACUUGAGCAAACGUCAAAGUCACCAGUCGUUCAUUUAUGGAAUAAAUUGUCAAUCGUAGAAAGAAUUAAAAAGUCUGAAAAAAGGACGGCCUACGAAGUGAUUGCCAUGAAACAUUGCCCAAAGGUAUUUGAAGCAUCUGGAACGUAUUUUUAAGACUUCUUUAGAUUUUAUUUAUUCGAAAUAAAGAAUUAUACUAAAGGCGUACGAAAAAGAUUUUUUACAGAUAAUAGAUCUCAAUGAUGUUUUUAAUUCAAAAAUUAGUUGGGAUUUUAUUCGAGCAAAAAACUUGAAUUUUAGUUUGU